AUGCUGGCGAGACCAUGGGCUCGCCUCAAGUUGCUGAGACCGGGUACGGUAUGUCAGCGCGUCAACGUCUUGCGUCGCGCCGGCCCGGUUUGGCCCCCAACGCGCCAUGCGUUCUUAACCACCACGGCAAAAGGCACCCAGACAGCGCAGGAGGAGGCCGAGCAGCGCCCGAAGGCGGAUGCAAAAGCCGAACAUGUGCCACAGUCUUUGUUGUCCAAGAUGGGCGAGUCAGCAGCCACCACCCUAGCCUCGGUCCUGGUUCUCGGGCUUGGCUUCGCGUUUGCCGGCUAUGCCUACCACAAAUCAUACAAGCAUUUGCAACUGAAGAAGAUCAAGAACGCCUUCAAGCCGGGAGACCCGGUAUUGGAAUUGGCUUCCAUCGGGAAAGAGAUGCCAGUCCCACCUGACGGGCAGCACUGGAUAAUGCGCCAAGAACAGGCCAAGGUCGAUGCCAUUAUCAACGGAACUGAAAAGGGCCACUAUCACCUCUUCGUGGGAGAAAAGGGGAGUGGCAAGAGCAGUAUGCUGCUAGAAGCGAUGCGGAAGAUAGAGGGAGAAGGCUGCGCCAUGUUCGAGGCGCAUUCGGAUUUAGAGAUCUUCCGGAUCCGACUAGGAAAAGCUCUCGACUAUGAGUACCACGAGGAUUAUAUCGGCGGUUACUUCAGCGAGAAGGGCCCUAGGGAGUCUACCGCUUUGUUAGACAUCGAGAGGGCAAUGAACAAGCUGGAAAAGGUGGCCUUGCGACACCGAGCGACGAAGAACAAGCCCUUGGUUCUUAUCAUCAACCAAACCCAUCUCGUCCGAGACGACGAAGACGGAAGAGAUCUCUUAGAAUUACUACAGCAGCGAGCGGAACAGUGGGCGGCGUCGAAUCUCGUAACCAUGAUCUUCAACACUGACGACUACUGGGUGUACGAGCGAUUCAAGCAGCUCGCCACCCGGAUGGAAGUCAUGUCGAUAACGGACUUACCAAAGGGCCAAGCUGUUGCAGCAUUGGAGCGGUACCGCAAACGCUACUUCGGAGGCGAGGUUGAUCACAGCCUGCUCGAGCAGGUGUAUGAUCGUGUUGGUGGACGUCUAUCAUUCUUGAAUCGUGUCGCGAAGUCACAUAACAUGCUGGCGACAUGUGACCGGAUCAAGGAAAUUGAAAAGACAUGGUUCCUGAACCAAUGCUGGAUCCUGGGUUCAGAGAUGGAUGACGAUGUGAUGGACCAGCAGAAGUGGGCCUCAGCGGCGAUGGUCCUUGCGCAAGCACUUGUCGACAAGGAGCAAGAUAUGGAGAAGACAUACGAUUCGGAGACAGGCCACGUCCUUCCGAGUUAUGCGAUGCACAAGGCCCAGGAGAUCAUGACAAGAUCAGACUUCGUCAGAGAGCUGGACCGUCUCAAUCUGUUCACCAUCACGAGUUCCGCUGAGGUACGCGCCAGCUCUGUGCCGAUGCACAGAGCGUUCCAGGAGAUAUGUGCGAUACCCGGAUUCCGACAGUUCCUCGAGGACACCCUGGAACGCAUUAAUGCUAUCGAGAGUUUGGGUCGCACGAGAGAAUUGGUCGCGAAGGAUCUCGUCUUGGGUGGCAAAUAUGAAAUUACCAAAGCUCGCAGUGGAGAGGGGAAGGUGGAGGUUACGUUGAAGCAGAAAGAAGAGGACGACGAUGAUGACGGGAAACACUGA
Molecule: messenger RNA, 1671 nt
Organism: Anthostomella pinea
Lineage: Eukaryota; Fungi; Ascomycota; Sordariomycetes; Xylariales; Xylariaceae
Source: the annotation of a GenBank genome assembly